Anneissia japonica is the source of this 1800-nucleotide messenger RNA. Its product is annotated as extracellular calcium-sensing receptor-like. NCBI's taxonomy places the organism in Eukaryota, Metazoa, Echinodermata, Crinoidea, Comatulida, Comatulidae. The transcript is spliced from 5 exons. Gene Ontology annotation, cellular component: membrane. Gene Ontology annotation, biological process: G protein-coupled receptor signaling pathway. Gene Ontology annotation, molecular function: G protein-coupled receptor activity. Bases 1 to 1800 code for a protein of 599 amino acids. The record is from RefSeq and is a predicted model, not a curated record.
AUGUUACUUUUAAUUGCCAUCAUUAUUUUCUUUGGAUCCGGAAGAGGCGAAGAAUAUCUGAAGAAACAAAAGAACCACACUUUUGUUGUAGGAGGACUAUUCUGUCCUUAUGAGCACUCGGAGGUAAUCAAUUCAUCAUGGAUAUAUGGAGAACCAUUUGAAAGAUGCAAAGAUUUUCACAUUGCAUUCUUUUUAUCCUCUGCUGCAGCGCGAUUUGCUGUUGAAGAAAUCAACAGUAGCUCGAACCUUUCAACUGAGAUUAUUUAUGUCGAAAGACAGUAUUGCAGUUCUCCAGUAGCCAGUGCGGAACGAAUGCUCAACCUUACGAAUAGUGCAAAUCCCAAGGUGAUAGUGGUAGGUGCGACUUCAGAAAACUUUAUUCGAAUCGGACAUCUAUCAUCUCUUUAUAAUAUACCGACGAUUGCUGCGUACUCCACCAGCGAUACGUUUUUUAAGCAGAAGAAAGACUACCGCACUACUUUUCGCACUAUACCUAGCGACCGUCACCAGAUUAAAGCUUUGGUGGAAUUGUCUUCGUAUUUUGACUGGAAAUGGAUCGGAAUUGUGGCAGUUGAUGACGAUUAUGGUCAAAAUGGCCUCCGGGGAAUCGUGGAAGAAGCCCGAUACCGAAAUAUAUGUGUUGCCUUCCACGUUUACAUACAAACAAAUAGGUAUAACUAUAGUGAAAAUGUUGAGCGGUUUUUUAAAAUAAUGAACCACACAAACAAUAUAGAAGUAGUAUACUUCUAUACAUCAUCCGUUAUAAAUCUCCACGAAUUUUUCAGCAUAGCAGAUGAGCUUAGGAUCAGACCCUGUGUGUGGAUUGCAUCGGAGGGUUGGGCGGAUCGAGCUGCUGAGUUCUAUAAAUACAAUGUAGUUGCUUCUAUAAUAGGAGUUGACGUUAAAAAUCACCGUAUACAUAGACUGCUUAGGUAUAAAUCUGUAUGCGAUGCCGUUGAACGAAAUAACUCCACAUUAUCUAGUCAUGAUUUUCAGGAAUGGUUAUGCAAAGAAAUACUAAAGCUGAACGAGUCUUGUGAUUUGUGUUCACAAAAAUAUGUGAAUGAGCUUAGUAAUUUUGAUAUAAAUGAAUGGUUAGAACCUAAAAUGGACUACGUCACAUAUACUACAUAUUUAGCUAUACAGGCAAUCGCUAGAGCAUUGCAAGAUGUUGAAUCUUGCACAAAAAACAUUUCCAUAUUAGAAGAUGGCUGUCCAAAAAUUAACGAGCUAUACCCGUGGCAAUUAAUGGGCUAUCUUCAGAAUGCAAAUUUCACUGACAAUAAUGGAAGUUUCUAUCAAUUUACUGAGAACUGUGACGUCAGACCCUCUUAUAUAUAUCGAAAUACCCAUAUAAAUAAUGAAGGAGAAACUGAAGAUGUUACUGUAGGCUUCUACAAAACUAAUAGCAGUGGUGAACCUAUUUUUUAUAUCAACGGCACCGCAAUAAGGUGGAAUCGUACUGGCGGAAAGGUACCGAAGGGACGCUGUAGUCCAGAUUGUCCACCUGGAGGCAGGACGAGAUAUGCCGGUGGACAAACGUGCUGUUUUAUAUGUCUCCGGUGUCCUCCUAAGACCAAAUCUACAAAAAUUAAUUCGUCGGAAUGUGUUGAUUGCUCACAUGAAACAUACUCAAACGAUGCGAACACGCAAUGUUUGCCAAAGGUUCCGGAUAUCUUUGACUACAAUAGCAACACUGCCGUAGCCUUAAGUGUACUCUGCAUCUUUGGUAGUACAGCAUCGGUGGCGUCGGGACUGAUGUUUUACUGGAAAAGAGACACACCGUUGGGCUUCAUGUAA